This is a messenger RNA of Sturnus vulgaris (Common starling), 3684 nucleotides long. It is a transcript of the gene PRPSAP2, whose product is annotated as phosphoribosyl pyrophosphate synthetase associated protein 2. Gene Ontology annotation, biological process: 5-phosphoribose 1-diphosphate biosynthetic process; purine nucleotide biosynthetic process. NCBI's taxonomy places the organism in Eukaryota, Metazoa, Chordata, Aves, Passeriformes, Sturnidae. Gene Ontology annotation, cellular component: cytoplasm; ribose phosphate diphosphokinase complex. The record is from RefSeq and is a predicted model, not a curated record. Gene Ontology annotation, molecular function: ATP binding; magnesium ion binding; ribose phosphate diphosphokinase activity.
UCUCGGGGCGGAGGGAUGGGAUCCACGGGGACCACGGGGCCUGUGUAACCCACCUGGAACAUCUGAAGGACUGGUAGGGCGGUGUGGGCUGGAAGGGUCUGCCAACCCAGGAGGAUCGGGGAGUGUGGAGCGACGGGAAAAUUCUCUCUGUGGGAAGAUUGGUGAGAGGGUGCAGAUUCCCUCCAUCCCAUUCCUUACUGCCAUGAUUAUCCCAUCCAGUUAUUCCUGCCUCUGUGGCUUUCUAUGUGGACAUGCUCAGUUCAUGGAGACGUAAAGCCAUGUGUGCCCGGUAAUUGUUGUGCUCAUCAUGAUGUGUCUGUAAUUGUGUGCAGCCUAAGAUAAAAGGCAGGAGUUUGUGCCGCAGCCUGUUCUGUGUGCUUGUGUUCAACCUUGGGAGGCUGGCCCGCCUCAAACCAGAGGGUUAUGGUCCCAUGUACCCCUGUGGAGUCAUGUUUUUGCACAUCUAAUAAAGUUUUGUGAGCUUGCUUUCAUCCCAACACCUGUUUGAAGGCUGAUAUAUUCGUAUUACUCUUGAAAUACAACUUCCCUGCCCACACACACCAUAGCCCACUUGUAGCUGCCAAAGUACAUCCACAAGAAAGUCUUGACCUAUAGUGACAUGAAGAAAAAUGGUCACUGUCGCUUGUAAAUACGUCAGUAUAUUGUGUAAAGUGCACCCUCAGCAAUAGUUGGGAGCCAACGACUCAUCUUUUCAAAUCUGCGAAGGUUCAGGUUCGUCAUUUCCCUACUCUGUGGAACAAAGAAGACACACAAUUGGAUUAAAAAAUGCCUUCUGAACGCUAUGGAUGCUUUUAGUAACGUGGAAAGUUGCCUCCACGAUGUUCCCAUCCAGGCACACAAGCAGGGCUCUCUCAGGUGAUGUUCUGAGUCCUAAAAGCAUUUCAGGUCUGUGCUCGCUCUGCUGGAGCUGAGAUGGAUCUUGAAACACCGUCAUGAAUAUUUGAUGGGUAGUGGCCAUUAGUUGACAGCUGGGAGUUGCAGAGAGUGAGGUACAGCAGAGCAGGGAAACACUAGCUAAGAAAUGGGGUUUUUUUUUAGGUGUUUAAUUUGAGAGGGAUGCAGGUCUUGCUUUGGGGAUGUAGGGGGGCCUCUCUGGUUUUAGUGCAGGGAAACAUUCAGACAUGCUGGGGGCUGAAGUUGUGGCAGUUUGUGCUCGCUCUGUGCACAGUUUGGAAGUUCUGAUGACAGGCAGGUUUUCGUUCACAGCAGUUGAGCAGAGCUCAGCCUUGGCACCAACAGAUUUGUUGUUAGGAAGUUCCUGACUUGACUUUGGCUCUUCACAAGAGUGAAUUGUUAACAAAGUUAAACUGAGCCAGACUGUCUGGUUCUAAAGGAGGUGGGAAGGAGUUUCAUUACAGACCUAGCCAGCUGUUCUGUAAAUACAAAACUCUUUCUUUUAGUUGCUGUUUUGGAAUACUUAAUAGUUGAUAUAUCAUCAGCUUUUUCUAACCAAUUACAUAUGACUAUUAGAUAAUUCUGUUUCUCAGCAGGGAGAUGUUUACCAGGAAAGGAGUUACUGAUUUAGCUGUAAUUUCUGUUUACUUUGGUUUAAAUUAUGCCACUCAUAAUUCCAGUCUGCUACAUAAUGCUGGAAUGGAUGAUGAAGGAUUAGAUUAUUUAUGCAGCAGGAUUUUGAGUUGAAUGCUGCUUGGAUCUAUCCAGGGCUGCUGGUCAAUGGGAUCUUUUUUUCCUUUUAUUUGACUAAAAUUUUAUAGUAGAAGUAACCAUGAAAAUGUAAUUUACAAAGAGUAAUAAAAAGAUGGAAUCCCAUUAAAUCCUUGGUGAGAUUAGUGGUUUGUGCCUUUCUUUCAAACAAAAAACAAAUGAUACUGAUUUCCUCCUGAUAUUUUUCUCCUGUUUUCACAGGAGAAAUAUUGCUUUCAAAGAAUGACAACAGCUGCUUCAGCAAGUGGAUUUGCUGUGCAAGAGGUCAUUAUUUACAGCUGCCAGCUUUAUUGAAUUCUUCCUUACAUUUCAUCCUUAUUUUCUUGUAGAAGUGGCAAAACAACUUAGGGUUGAUGUUUUGUGUGCCAUCAACUGAAAUUGGGACCAUCAUGAAUAUCACCAAGGGUGGGCUGGUGCUGUUCUCAGCUAAUUCCAAUUCCUCAUGCAUGGAACUGUCCAAGAGGAUUGCUGAGCGCUUGGGAGUUGAGAUGGGAAAGGUUCAGGUUUAUCAAGAGCCAAACAGAGAAACACGAGUGCAGAUUCAGGAGUCUGUGAGAGGAAAGGAUGUAUUUAUCAUCCAAACGGUUUCAAAGGAUGUGAAUACCACGAUCAUGGAGCUCCUAAUCAUGGUGUAUGCAUGCAAAACCUCCUGUGCCAAAAGCAUUAUUGGAGUGAUUCCUUACUUCCCCUACAGCAAACAGUGCAAGAUGAGGAAAAGGGGCUCCAUUGUCUCCAAAUUGUUGGCCUCGAUGAUGUGCAAAGCUGGACUAACUCAUCUUAUUACCAUGGACCUACAUCAAAAGGAAAUUCAGGGUUUCUUCAAUAUUCCAGUUGAUAACUUGAGAGCAUCCCCAUUUUUACUCCAGUAUAUCCAAGAAGAGAUACCAGACUACAGGAAUGCUGUAAUUGUGGCCAAAUCUCCUGCAUCUGCAAAGAGGGCACAAUCGUUUGCUGAGCGCCUGCGGUUGGGAAUCGCCGUGAUCCACGGGGAAGCUCAGGAUGCUGAGUCUGACAUGGUGGAUGGUCGGCACUCCCCUCCUACAGCCAAAUAUGUAGCUGCUAUCCACCCCAGCCUGGAGAUCCCCAUGCUGAUUCCUAAGGAAAAGCCACCCAUCACAGUUGUUGGAGAUGUAGGAGGAAGAAUAGCUAUCAUUGUGGAUGACAUCAUAGAUGACGUUGACAGCUUUCUGGCUGCAGCUGAGACCCUCAAGGAGAGAGGGGCCUACAAGAUCUUUGUCAUGGCCACCCAUGGGCUGCUGUCCUCAGAUGCUCCCCGGCUCAUCGAGGAGUCUGCCAUCGAUGAAGUGGUUGUCACAAACACAAUUCCACAUGAAAUACAGAAACUUCAGUGCCCUAAAAUCAAGACUGUGGAUAUCAGCAUGAUCCUGUCAGAAGCCAUUCGCAGGAUCCAUAAUGGGGAGUCCAUGUCCUACCUUUUCAGGAAUAUAGGAGUGGAUGAUUAAAGCUUCUUCCUCUAAACAAACACCCCGGGCCAAACUGGAAGUGAACAGAGAACGAGCUGUGAAGCAUCGUGCUUACCUUAAUAUUUCCAUUGAGCCACUUCUUGUUUUCUCAUGAUUUAAGUAUCAAGGUAGAACAGUUUUUAAGACCUCUUUUUUUUUUUUUUCUUCUCCCCUUUGCAGGUUUUUUUUGGGGGGGGUUGGUGGGAAUAAACAUUUUACAAAAAACUGUUCUAGUUGCUUUUAGGUUAGUUGCACCAUACACAAUGGAAAAAUCCCACAAAACACUUGAGGCAAGAAUUUGGCUUCUAAAUUAAGCAUUCCUUUUCCAAAGCUGCUUGCUACAAGUGCUUUAAAUGAUAACAAAAUGAAGUGACUGUAUGAUAUUUGCAUCUUAAAAGCCAAAAAAGGUUGUACUGUUGUAUGCAGUUCAGUGAUUUUGUAGGAGUGCUUUUAUAGAAAAGCGUAUGGAAUAUGCACCUGUAUUUAUUUUCUGCGACAAAGAAUAAAGACUUGUUUUGUGUGAGCUUUCUAAAAA